AUGGGGGAAUCUGAGCCAAUGUUUCCUCAACACCCGACCUUGCGCGACGACGACGAUCUCGAUAUUGAACCCGAUGAACUGCUCUACUCGCUUGAGAUUGUCCAGCAACCAUUGCGCGCUAGAAUGUGCGGUUUCGGAAAUAAGGAUCGUCGGAACAUCACACCAGCACCAGUCUUGAAAUUGAUUGCCAGACUGCCAGACGGACGGAUUGUUCCAGCAAGUCAUUUAGGCAAGCAGUCGUUCGUGGUGACGGCGGACCUUUGGCUGGAAGAUGAAGUGACAGACCGAAACCUUGUGCUUGUCUCGUCCAUACCUUCCUCAAGGACAGCAGCGUACACGCAGCAGCAACAUGCGGCCCAAUCACAGGAGUCACAACAAGAUCAUCUGGACAUACAGCAACAAUCAAUUGCACGCGCAGCAGGAGCAAAGGAAGGAGGAGACGGGGCAGGACCGGGAGCAGCAGGACUCGCAACAACACCAACAACCACAUCCGCACCGGUGUCGAUCACCAAACUUAACGAAGCAACUCAACGAGAACCCAACAACGUCGUCGAAAGUAGUGACCCUUCCACUCCGACAUCAGUCUCUUCAACAUCAUCCACUCCAUCGUCAAAAUCCUUACCCCGAGCGAUCAGGACGCCCUCCAAAGUGUCACGUACUAGAGGCAACAAGCCUUAUGCUCAUCAAAUGGAGGACGACAAAGGAAUGGAGCCUUCUCACUACGAUGAGAAGGACGCUGACAUCGAUGAGGACGAGCGAAACGAAGAUAUCGAUUUGGAUGAUGAUGCAGCAGCCUAUCACAGUGACGACGCCAGAUACGUCGACAACGAUCUCCACGAGUUGAAGGAGUUGGAGCGGAAGGCAUGCGAGACAGGAAGGACGGAGCUGUCGACUCGUAACCUGGUAGGACAGAUUGCUGUCUGUGGUCAAAUUGCGCUAGGACUAAACGAGGACACGACCCAUAUCUGGUUUGCCUUCAGCAUACUCUCUAUCCGCACCGAGGGGUUUUUCAAGAUUCGCUUUUGUCUUUCGGAUCUCCAGAGGAUUCCCGAGUAA
This is a messenger RNA of Linnemannia hyalina, 1056 nucleotides long. The record is from the annotation of a GenBank genome assembly. NCBI's taxonomy places the organism in Eukaryota, Fungi, Mortierellomycota, Mortierellomycetes, Mortierellales, Mortierellaceae.